GGUCCCAGGCUGCUCCGCGGCCACGCAUGCUUCCUAACGCGCUUCCUACUCCGCUCCUGCUGGGAUCGGGGCGGCCGGGGCGCUUUUCCCUCAUGGGGUGAGGGUGCCGAUGGCGGCGGCCGCGGCCGCGCUCCAGAAUGGAACAAAUGGUGUUUGGUAUUUCCUGCUUUGGACUGGGCAGACUGGAUUCAGAAAGCACAGAGGCUCAACUCUGAGGCAGAGACCACAUCUGCUACUGGAAUAAGGCACUUGCAGUGGAAAAAAGUAUGUCCUCCUAGUCCCAGGAUAAGUUUGAUUUUGAAUACCGGUGUGCUUUUUAAAGUGACGAUACAAAGGACAAUGCACAGUGUGUAUCCUGAUGACAUUUGGUGUGCUCUGACAUGGCUUUUGUCAUGGCAUCUGAGACUGAAAAGGCCCACGCUCUUCUCCAGACUUUCAGCACAGCUUCAGUUAUUUCCAGUCUAGGUUUGGGGAUAUUCUGCUUCAUAGCAGACAGACUUCUGCAGUUUUCCUUCAUUCAGCAAAAUGACUGGCUCCGAGCCUUCUCUGAUAAUGCAGUGCAUGGUAUACUGGGAAUGUGGUCCUGGGCCAUAGUGAUUGGACUCAGGAAGAAAAGUGACUUCACUGAGGUCACUCUGGCUGGCUUCCUCGCCUCUGUCAUUGACGUGGACCACUUCUUUCUUGCUGGAUCCCUCUCCUUAAAGGCUGCUCUGACUCUUCCACGGAGACCACUUCUUCAUUGUUCUACCAUGAUUCCCGUUGUGGCUCUGACAUUGAAGUUUAUUAUGCACCUUUUCAGGCUUAAGGACUCAUGGUGCUUUCUUCCCUGGAUGUUGUUCAUAUCCUGGACUUCUCAUCAUGUCCGUGAUGGGAUUCGUCAUGGCCUCUGGAUCUGCCCAUUUGGAAAAACUCCUCCUUUGCCAUAUUGGCUGUAUGUGGCAAUUACAGCAUCUUUACCUCACCUGUGUUCAUUCAUCAUGUAUUUAACAGGCACUAGAGAAUUAAUGUCUAUAAAACAUGGAAUUCACAUUGAUGUGUAAGAAUGAUGGCUUUUAAAGGCUGUAUUAUCUCCUGGCUGUCUAUUACUGAAGGGGUUUCUUUCUGUUUCCUACACCUUCCAAGUUAGGCAUUUUAAGGUUGUGGAGCCAGUUACAGCUGUGUCAAUUCCUUGUUGUCAUAGAACCUAUUUAAUGAAUGGUGAUAAUUUUAUAUCUGUACACUUCCCUUGUAAAGCAUGUGAUCUCCCAUGAUAGCUCAUGCAUAGCUAGCUGAUUUAUAAAGUUCUUAGUCUCUCUCUGUAGUAAUUGCAUUUCUGUCAUGGAUUUUAUUGUCAUGGUGCCAUUCUUCUGAUCACCAUUCACUUUGGAUUUGUAUUUUGCCUUUAGAGAAUACAUUUCAAUCUAGAUAGUAUUUGUAUAGCGCUUUAAAAAUAUAAAGUACUAUAUAAAUGCAAAGUAUUACUGGGGAUUUAAUAGUGUAUGGCAGUUGUAAAAAAAAUGUUAGCCUUCUGAAUUUAUUUAUUUGUUAAGAGUCCUGCUGGACUCUUAUAUUGGACUGUUUUAAAAGAAACACUGUCUGUAUUUCACACUGUGCAGCUGUCUACGCACCUCUUCAAACCCUGCUAUCAUGUAGAGUUUUAGUAAAUUCUGUUCCCCUGUAGUUGCUUGGUACUAAAUUUGCAGAUAAUUACUAGCUUCAUGGUUAGAAAAGAGAAGGCAGUUUGGUUAUAGUAUUAUGAUGUGUUGACCAAAUUGUUUUUAAUUUUUAAAAAUACACUAAUUAUGAAUACUAUUGAAUUUGAAACUAAGGAAUUUUAGUAAAUAUUUAAGGGUUGUGUGAAGGCAAACAUUUAUUACAGUAAAACAUAAGCUUUAGGGAAGAUAGAAGAAAAUAAAAAUUGCUCAAAAUGUGUUUGCAAAAAAGACAUUACUGUCUUACUGUACUUGUAAAUGGCAUUUUCCAUUAAGUGCAAUAUCAUCCUCAUAAUUGUUAAAUAAAAUGCAUUAUUAUUAUUAUUAUUAUUAUUAUUAAUUGGGAUGACUGGUUUAAUCAGUACCAGAGACCUACUGUGGCUCUUUGCAGCACACUGUGCUAAUUAUGGAAAAUGUUUUACCCCUUUAAAAUGCGUCUUUCCACCAAAAGAAUAGUCUCCGCACUGUUUGUUCUUCAUGUUAGAAAUGUAUGCUAAUGCAAACUUGUCUGACAGUACAGUUUAGCCUUUAUCAUAAAAUGAAUAAAAGGUUUCUUUCUUGGAAAGAAAAUUGGAAAAGCAGAACAUUCCUUAAAGGGUUAUCCUCAUGCCAUGGAUUUCUGUCUCUUAUAGGGUUCCAGAAACAACAUAAGAAACGUCUUGCUUUAGAGCCCUCAGAGCAAGAACUGUCUUUUAUGCAAAGGCAUGAUGGUUUACUAGAGAAGCACUGCUCAUUCAUUUACUUCUGUCCUGUAUUUUAAACUGCAGGCUAUGAAUGCCAGUAAUGAAUAUAUUUGGUGCAAGGAGUGAACACUGAAGUCCAUGUAGAAAAUUUUCAAUAUUCUUGUUUCAUGGUAUAAUAUUUGUAUAAUUUUGUGCUUUAUCCAGAUUUGUUGCAAAGGGAAAUGCAUAUAGGAACAAAGUGGAGAAUUGCACUUUCUCACUUUCAGACUGUAGCUCUAGCAUUUUUGGUAACUAUGUGUCCACCAAUAGUCCUUAAGAUUGGUACUGUACUGUUCUAGCUAUUUU
This is a messenger RNA of Chiroxiphia lanceolata (lance-tailed manakin), 2719 nucleotides long. RefSeq names its product transmembrane protein 267 (gene TMEM267). NCBI's taxonomy places the organism in Eukaryota, Metazoa, Chordata, Aves, Passeriformes, Pipridae. The record is from RefSeq and is a predicted model, not a curated record. The coding region runs from base 381 to 1040 and encodes 219 amino acids. The transcript is spliced from 4 exons.